AUGUCUGACGCAGCAGAAAUGGAAACAGACGUUCCGAGUGGAGCGACAACAACAUCAAAAUCAUCUACCGAUCCACCAAAAAGAUUCGAGGUGAAAAAAUGGAAUGCCGUUACUCUUUGGGCGUGGGACAUUGUUGUUGACAACUGUGCUAUAUGUCGAAAUCAUAUUAUGGAUCUUUGCAUUGAGUGUCAAGCAAACCAAGGAGCAGCUACCACAGAAGAGUGCACUGUUGCUUGGGGCAUUUGUAAUCAUGCUUUUCAUUUCCAUUGCAUAUCACGUUGGUUGAAAACGCGGCAAGUCUGUCCACUAUGCAAUCGUGAAUGGGAAUUUCAAAAAUACGGUCGUUAA
Molecule: messenger RNA, 348 nt
Organism: Adineta ricciae
Lineage: Eukaryota; Metazoa; Rotifera; Eurotatoria; Adinetida; Adinetidae
Source: the annotation of a GenBank genome assembly